UUGAGGCGCAUUCUUCACUGAAAUUGAAAAAAAGGCAAAAUUAUUAAGAAAUUAUGGCAGUAACAGCAAACAGCAUGGAUCCAAAUUACAAACCAAACGCCUUUCGCAUCCCCGAUGAGUUUUGGGACGAAGUUCAAGCAAUGAUAGACGAGAUAGACAUCGCUUUCGACGAGGAAUUGAUAAAAUUGAAGCAGCAAGAAAGCGAGGAAAGCUCCUCCGUGAAGCCAGAAACGACAGAACCCAAAAUCCUCCCAACUGCAUAUUCCUCGGAUGAUUGUGAAAUUGUUGGAGUGACAAGAAUAAAAUCGAGAAGGAACAGUUCAAGCUACGAUUCGUCAGAUUCCGGCAGAAAAGAGCAUCGAAGUAGAAGAGAUCAGAAAAAAUCCAAGAAAAAACAUCGAAAUCGGUCGAGCAGUGGAUCAUUGGAACGAAUUAAGGAACAAUUGAGAAAGAAACUUAAGGAAAAUGAGCUUUUAGAUGAAAUUGAACGUCUUGAGGAAGAAAAACGAAGAAGACAGAGAUCCUCGUACGAUUCAAGAACGGAUUAUAAAGCUGUUCCAUCGACGUCGAAAGACACAAGUUAUAAAAUUCGAUCGAGAAGUCGAAGUAGAAGUUCCGAAAGAUUCAGAAGCGGCUCCAAAGAGCUUUCAACUUCAAGAAAUUCGAGUGAGGGUCAAUACGAGGUGCGUAUUUUAUAUCCAACACGUCGUUCUCCGAGUCCUUUCAGCAAAAGAUCUCGAAGCCCGUUCAGUAAACGUGUCUCAAAUAGUCCUAAACGUUAUUCAAGAAGUCCUUUUAGAAGACAAGACUCUCCAAAUCGAUCACGAGGUCGAAGUCGGAGUAUUUCUCCAUUCAAUAAAUCAACAAAAUUUGGUUCUUUCGACGAAAAAAGAAACGAAGAAAAGAAAAAGAAGCAAUCUCGUUGGUCAAAAGCAUCUCCAACUCCACAAAUUCCUCCUGUUACUGCCUCAAAAGCUGAUUCUGACGACGAAAAUUGGGACGAUCUCAUUCCAGCGAAGCCAAAAACCUCAGGAGCUGGUUACAAUAUCGAAGAAGUCAAAAAUGUUAAAAAGCCCGAUUUUGAUUUUGGAGCUGCUUUGUACGACAAUGAUGACAAAAAAGGAAAUUUCCGUGAAGGAAAAUUCGGAUAUAAAAAAGGCGGCGGAAAGUCAAAUCGCGUCAUUAGAAUCGACGACGAUGAAAAAGACGUCGUUAUGCUUCGACCUGAACAAAAACCUUUCAUGAAAAAAUCCAACGACAAAAAAUGGGAAGAAGUAAUGGCGAAAAAUUCUGUUCCUUCUCCAGCAGCGCCAAAAGUAACUUUGCCCGCUCCUCCGCCACCCCCAGCAUGUUUAGUUGAACGAAUUGAUCGAGCUCCAAGUGAAGAAGGCGAAUUAUCGUCGAAUAGCGAUGAGGAAUUGAAUCAACCAUUGCCUCCAGGAGUUGAACCAACAGAAUUCCUUCCUCCAAAACCGACAAUUCCUGAUGCUCCAAAGCCCGUUGAAAGCUUUCCUCCGCUUCCUGCUCCUCCUCUGCCGCCAUUUAGCAUCUUAAAUGACGAUUUACCACCCGGCGUUGACGAAAUUGAGCAAGAUACGGUAUUGCCGGUUGUGAAAAAAGCCUCCAAUGUUAAAAAAUUGAGGGAAAUAUUUGAAAAAUUUAUGCCUGAACGAGAUGAAGAUGAAUUCCUGCCUCCGCCAAUGGAAUUUAUUUCAACGAAACCAACUAACAAUGAAGUCAAAAACGUAAAUUUAGAAGAAACAUCACAAAAAAGUGAAAAAAUUGACGAAAAAACUGAAAAACCUUCCAUUACUGAUACGUCAGUACUUCCAGACACCACAGAAUCCAUUGAAAAAAUUCCCGAUGUUGAUCCUUCGAAACUUCUUUCGGAUGAAAUUAUCAAAGAGAAACAAGAUGUCGACGUAAUUUACUCUCGAAUCAAGGAAUCCAUCGAGAAAUCUGAACCUCCGCCUGCCGACAUCCGUUUUCUCAUCGAGGAAUAUCAACCGAUGGGAGUUUCAGCUUCGGGACUUCUUUAUCGCGAAGUUGACGGACAACAACUGACAAUUAUUCCUGAAUCGCUCAUCGAACAAGUUAUCAGCUCGUUGCAUGUGCUUGACAAUGAUAGUCAUUUGAACGAGAAAAUAACCGCCGAACGCUUGACAAAAAGAUAUUUUUGGCCUUUUAUGGCGGACACAGUUCGGGAUUUUGUUAAAAAUUGUUCAAAAUGCUCGCAGUAGAUUUAAGAUUUAAUAAGAAAAAAAUUGUUAAAAGUUUAAGAAAAAAAA
Messenger RNA from Culicoides brevitarsis, 2288 nucleotides. RefSeq names its product cyclin-dependent kinase 12-like. The coding region runs from base 54 to 2240 and encodes 728 amino acids. The transcript is spliced from 3 exons. The record is from RefSeq and is a predicted model, not a curated record. NCBI's taxonomy places the organism in Eukaryota, Metazoa, Arthropoda, Insecta, Diptera, Ceratopogonidae.